AUGAGCUUGAAAGGAAAGAACACAGAGAGUGGAAACGACUCCAUAGCUGAUGAAAUAGUACCGGGGACUAUCCAUUUACUUGAUUUACAAGGAAUUCUUGAUGUGCAGAAAGAUCCCUACUCCAAGCACAACAUUAUUUUGAUUCCACAACCUUCAUCUAAUCCAAACGAUCCUCUCAGAUGGUCACUUGCUAAGAAGAAAUGUCAAUUUGCGUUCCUUUGGCUCUGGGCUUUCUUGAUGGCUGUUACUGUUGCAUGGUAUGGUCCAGCCUUUACACCGUGGGUCGAACAAUUGGGAGUUACAUACGGUGACUUAAGUAACACUACUGCUGUGUGUUUCCUCUUCUUGGGUUUAGGCUGUCUCUUUCUACAACCUACUGCUUUGAAGUUAGGUAGAAGGUUUGUGUACUUACUUUGUACUGUCUUAGCAAUAGUUGGAAAUAUCUGUGGUUCCCAAGCAAAAUCAAUUGCCUUAUUGUAUGUGUUUAAUUUGAUUUGUGGAUUUUCUGCCGCUCCUGUUGACUCUCUUGUUGAGAUUUCGACGACUGACGUUUUUUUUCAACAUGAGAGAGCUCGCUAUCUAUCUUUCUUCAUAUUUGCAUUGUACGCUGGUUCUGACUUAGGACCUGUUGCUGCGGGCUACAUAAUUGAUAAUAUGUCUUGGAAGUGGGGGUUCUAUUUUCAAAUCAUUUUCUUCGUGAUUUUGCUCGUAGCUCAAGUCUUUUUCAUGGAAGAUACUACUUUCAGUAGAUCUGAAGACAAUGGUCAGAAAUUGGAAGAGGAAAUACUUCAUCAAAUUAAGAGCCACGCAACAAUAAUGUCAUCUUCACCAAAUGAGGAAGUGCCUUCCGGCCUCGAUGGUAAAGUGAAUGCUACUGUCUCAGAAGGUAUAAUUGCAGCCGACAACAUUAGUUUAGACUCGUCCAUCCCUAAAAGAACAUACUGGCAAAGAAUGAGGCUAUUUGAAAGAGAGUAUAACGACCCAAGAUCAUGGUUGACAAUAUGGUAUAGACCAUUCUUUUUAAUUUCAUUCCCUGCGAUUAUAUGGGGAGGUUUGGUUUAUGGAUCCCAGAUGAUGUGGUUGUCACUUAUUCACACUACCCUGUCAGAACUAUACUCUGGAGCACCAUACCAUAUGUCAACUGAUGAAGUUGGAUUGACUAAUCUAAGCGCAUUUGUUGGAUCGGUUUUCGGUGUCUUAUAUGGUGCUACCUUUGUUGAUUGGUUGACAAUCAGGCUUUCUGAGAGAAACAAUGGAAUUUUAGAGCCAGAAUUCAGAUUAUGGUCUAUGGUUAUCCCCACUAUUUUGAAUGCAGCUGGCUUAUUGGCUUAUGGAUUAGGCCCUUCGUAUGGAGCACACUGGUUUGUUUCCGUGGGUAUUGGGUUAUGCUUGAUGGGAUUUGCAAUGGGUGCCACGGGAGGUAUUUGUUUGACAUACGUCGUUGAUAGUUACCCCAAAGUUGCCAGCGAAGGGCUAGUAUUGAUGUUGUUUCUAAGAAAUAUGAUUGGUAUGGGAUUCACAUUUGCUAUUCAACCGUGGCUUGCAAGAGAUGGGGUUAAGUUAACUACAUGGUUAAUGUUUAUGCUCAGUCUUGUUAUCAACGGAAGCUUUGUUCUACUUAUAAAGUGGGGUAAAGAUUGCAGAAGAUGGACAAAGGAAAGGUACUAUAAGUACUCGGACCCGAUGUUUGGCGAAUUGUUUAAGUAA
This is a messenger RNA of Dujonia railenensis, 1707 nucleotides long. Lineage: Eukaryota; Fungi; Ascomycota; Pichiomycetes; Serinales; Debaryomycetaceae. The record is from the annotation of a GenBank genome assembly.